UGUGACGUCAGCAGUGACGCAAUUACUUCCGGUCUAACUUCACUGUGAACAUUACAACUGCGAAGUUUUACAUUUCGAAGUUAACUCUGGUUAAAUGCAAAUUGAUUAGGUGAUUUUUGACUAGGUGAAUUAUACAAGUGCUAAAGAGUUUCAACUGUCAAUUUAUUUUUUGGGCAUUCGUCUGUCAACGUCGCAGCUAGCAAGUAGCAACCGGUUAGCUUGGGUUAAUUUUAACAACAGUUAGCCCUGAAGAGCUACAAACAACUAGCUAACACAAUGGUUAGCCAACGGACUUCGACGCUUCUGCUUGCCUUCGUCUGUCUGCUGUCUUCGGCUGGAACAACAUGGGGACAUGGACACGGGAUGGGUGUCAUCAAAGUGGUCGCUGAAGAAGGGAAUGACGCCAUCUUACCCUGUUCUCCUAGUACCAAGGAGAACAUUGAGUCAAAGCUGUUUGACUGGAAGAAAGAUGGUCAGAUGGAGGUGUUCAUGUACGAUGCAGGGAUUCAUUACAAUAAUGACCUUUCAGGUCAGGAUGAGCAGUUCAGCGGACGGAUCUCACAUUUUCAAGAACAACUGAAGUAUGGCAAUGCUUCCAUAAUUAUCCGAAACACAACGAUGGCCGACAGCGGAGACUACACCUGUGCUUUUCCACAUCUUAAACCAGGAGGAGAAAUAUACAACAUUCAGCUUGUUGUUCAACUUACCUUCAAAGACCGAGCAUCGGUAAUCCGAGGUGCGUCUCCAAAGCCGUAUGUCUCCAUCUAUGACGUCACUGACGACGGGGUGCAGCUGAAGUGUGAGGUUCAGGGAGCUUUUCCAGAGCCGACGCUGCAGUGGCAGGACAGUGAUGGAAAGGUCCUUCCUGCUGAGGAGCCACAGGUGUCAGAGAGAGCAGGCCGCUACAGCAUCACCCUCCAAACUACUGUGACCUCGACCACGACCAACCGCUUCCACUGUGUCGCCAAGCAGGACAACAUCGGCCAUGUUGUUAAUGCUGAGAUCAUUGUGCCAAAGAAACUCUUUGAAGACCAGUAUACCAGUGGGUUCAUAGUUGGAUGGUUUUCUGGAGUUCUAACUGUUGCUGCACCUCUAGCUGUAUUUCUACUCGUGAAGUACAUUCUAAAUCUUAGGAAGAAAGGUGCUGAUCAGCAGAGUUCUUCCUCCAGUUCCUCAGCGGAACCACUGAAAUCAAAUCAUUCAAAUCAUGUUUGUUAGCUUCACCAUGGGUGGAAGGAAUACUCUGAGAAAUUUACUCAAGUUGAAGUAAACAUGCACGCAGAUAAAAGUACUGGUACCGAUAAAAAGUACACGUACUGAAAGAAGUACUCUUGGGAUAAAAAAAAAUGUACUGAAAAAAAGUACUUGCCGAGAAGAAAGUAUUCUCGAGAUAAAUGUACUGAAAAAAAGUACUCUCGCGAUAAACGUGCUGAGAUGAAAGUACUCUCGAGAUGAACGUGCCGAGAUGAAAGUACUCUCAAGAUAAACGUACUGAGAAGAAAGUACACUCGCGUUAAACGUGCCGAGAUGUACUCGCGAGAUAAACGUGCCGAGAAGAAAAUACUCUCGCGAUAAACGUGCUGAGAUGAAAGUACACUCGAGAUAAACGUGCCGAGAUGAAAGUACACUCGAGAUAAACGUGCCGAGAAAGUACACUCGAGAUAAACGUGCCGAGAUGAAAGUACACCCGAGAUAAACGUGCCGAGCUGAAAGUACACUCGCGAUAAACGUGCCGAGAAGAAAGUACACUCGAGAUAAACGUGCCGAGCUGAAAGUACACUCGCGAUAAACGUGCCGAGAUGAAAGUACUCUCGAGAUGAACGUGCCGAGAUGAAAGUACACUCGAGAUAAACGUGCCGAGCUGACAGUACACUCGAGAUAAACGUGUCGAGAAAGUACACUCGAGAUAAACGUGCCGAGAAAGUACACUCGAGAUAAACGUGCCGAGCUGAAAGUACACUCGAGAUAAACGUGCCGAGAUGAAAGUACACUCGAGAUAAACGUGCCGAGAUGAAAGUACACUCGGGAUAAACGUGCCGAGCUGAAAGUACACUCGAGAUAAACGUACUGAGAAAAAAAGUACUCUCGAGAUAAACGUGCCGAGAAGAAAGUACUCUCGAGAUAAACGUACUGAGAAAAAAAGUACUCUCGAGAUAAACGUGCCGAGAUGAAAGUACUCUCGAGAUAAACGUACUGAGAAAAAAAGUACUCUCGAGAUAAACGUGCCGAAAAGAAAGUACUCUCGAGAUAAACGUGCCGAGAUGAAAGUACUUUUGCGUUAAAUGUACUGAAAAAAAUACUUGAGAUAAACGUACUGAAAAGAAAGUACUCUUAAGAUAAAUGUGCAAGUGUUAAAGUAAAAGUGCUGAAAUGUGACUUAAGUUGAAGAUGUCUCAGAUAAAAGUACAGUAAGUUAGUUAAAAUGUACUUGGUGUAAACGUUGCUGUGUUACAUCUUGAAAAUGCCUGAGAAGCAGGAUCAUGGGGCAGUAGCAGGUUUGCAGACCCUGGUGCGCCGCAGGCAGAAAUAGUAAUCUACAGGAGGACAGAGAUGAGAGAAGCCAGGUUAGUGACACGUAUUAGUAGGAUAAGAUCGGGCUGCCACUGACGCCUAUUUUUCUAUCGAUUAAUCGAUUAAGUAGUUUACCAAUUAGUCGAAUGAAGUCAUCCUUCACAUUUUUGUGACUGAUCUCACUGUGCGCAUAAAAAAUAACAAAAUAAUACUAGUUAAAACUUACAGUGAAGGGAUUUGCGCCUCCUCCCAAAGUCAGUCACUAACCAGCUGUAGGGAUGAGUAUUGUUAGAAUUUUAUCUUUAUCUUAUCAAUAUCCUUAUUGAUCCGGCUCAGACUAUUACUGGUUCUUUCUCUUUACUAAAGAAUUGGGUUUCUUUUGUUUUUUUAUUGUCAUUUGUUUAAAAGAAUAAAUUAAUGUCAGGAUUAGAAUCAAUUUAUAUUUUAAGUAAAACUAAAUACUAAUUUCUAUCAGCAACAGUAACGUUCACUAUAAACUCAAUAACUUCGAGCUGGAAACACAUCUUAAAUGUCAGUAAAAUAAAUAUCUGACAUGAACAUACUGAAUGAGGUUUAGACAGAAUGAGGAACACAUACCUCAAUCAGUCCUCGUCUUCUCUGGUAGAGAGAGAGGAGGUUCGUCUGUCUCACUUUGUUAUGAAUCUUAAAAAGUUGUUGAACAGGUGAUUUGAUAAAUUGCUUACUGGCCUUUUACUUGUUAUUGCACUUAAAGAGACAUAAAGUACAGUAGAAGAUAUCGUCAACUUGAGUAAUAUUCAGAUUGUAUUUGUUAAAAUGGAGACUGGAGUUGUUAUCUCCAUCCUUUCUUGUCACCUUACCACCUAAUUGAAGCUAAUCAAUAGAAAAUAAGCCAUUUUAAUCAUGUUGAUGUUUGUAUCCAAACUUCUGAAUAAAACAAAUGUGCUUCUUUG
Messenger RNA from Seriola aureovittata, 3443 nucleotides. Its product is annotated as putative butyrophilin subfamily 2 member A3. Bases 277 to 1218 code for a protein of 313 amino acids. The transcript is spliced from 6 exons. Lineage: Eukaryota; Metazoa; Chordata; Actinopteri; Carangiformes; Carangidae. The record is from RefSeq and is a predicted model, not a curated record.